Molecule: messenger RNA, 1377 nt
Organism: Metarhizium acridum CQMa 102
Lineage: Eukaryota; Fungi; Ascomycota; Sordariomycetes; Hypocreales; Clavicipitaceae
Gene: LAT1
Product: pyruvate dehydrogenase complex dihydrolipoamide acetyltransferase component (E2)
Biological process (GO): pyruvate decarboxylation to acetyl-CoA
Molecular function (GO): dihydrolipoyllysine-residue acetyltransferase activity
Source: RefSeq, a predicted model, not a curated record
AUGCUCAGCGCCGCCAUUCGGAGGCGAAUCCUCGCCCCAACUCACAAUGCUCUCCGCACCGGCUUCGCCUCUCAUAUUGUGAGAUACUAUGCCUCUUUUCCCGACCACCAGGUUGUCAAGAUGCCUGCCCUCUCUCCGACCAUGCAGGCCGGCAAUAUUGGUUCUUGGCAGAAGAAGGCUGGCGAUUCCAUCGCCCCUGGUGAUGUCCUGGUAGAGAUUGAGACCGACAAGGCCCAGAUGGACUUUGAAUUCCAAGAGGAGGGUGUAAUUGCCAAGAUUCUGAAAGAAUCCGGCGAGAAGGAUGUCGCGGUUGGCAGCCCUAUCGCCAUCCUUGUUGAGGAGGGAACCGAUAUCUCAGCCUUCGAAAAGUUCACCCUGGAGGAUGCCGGUGGCAAUGCCCAGCCAGCUCAGCCUAAGCAGGAAGAAAAGUCCGAAUCGCAACCCGCCCCGUCAUCAGCCCCUGCGACCUCCGCCGAGCCAGAGCAAUACUCAUCCGAGGGCAAGCUUGAGACUGCUCUUGACCGUGAGCCCAACGUCGCCCCUGCCGCUAAACGACUUGCGCGCGAAAAUGGUAUCAGCCUGGACGGAGUCAAGGGGACCGGAAAGGGCGGCAAGAUUACAGAGGAGGAUGUAAAGAAGGCUAUCAGCAGUCCCGCUGUAGCAUCUCCUGCCGCCACAUUCGAGGAUAUUCCCCUGAGUAACAUGCGCAAGACCAUCGCCAGCCGUCUUCAGGAGUCAGUCCAGAAGAACCCACACUUCUUUGUGACCAGCUCCCUCUCCGUCACCAAACUGCUGAAACUCCGACAGGCGUUGAACAGCUCUUCCGAGGGCAAGUACAAGCUCUCUGUCAAUGACUUCCUUAUCAAGGCUAUUGCUGCGGCCAGCAAAAAGGUUCCUGCUGUCAACUCCAGCUGGCGAGAGGGAUCCAUCCGCCAGUUCAACACUGUUGACGUGUCCGUUGCUGUUUCCACCCCGACGGGCUUGAUCACGCCAAUUGUCACUGGCGUAGAUGCCCGCGGCCUCGAAUCCAUUUCUGGGAAGGUCAAGGAGCUGGCUAAGAAAGCUCGCGACAACAAGCUCAAGCCUGAGGAAUACCAGGGCGGUACCAUCUCCAUUUCCAACAUGGGAAUGAACGCUGCUGUCGAUCACUUUACUGCUGUAAUCAAUCCCCCUCAAGCUGCUAUUCUCGCCGUUGGUACCACCAAGAAGGUUGCCGUGCCCGUGGAGAACGAGGAUGGCACCACCGGCGUCGAGUGGGAUGACCAGAUCACCGUCACUGCCAGCUUCGACCACAAGGUCGUUGAUGGCGCUGUCGGUGCCGAGUGGAUCCGUGAGUUCAAAAAGGUCAUUGAGAACCCUCUUGAGCUGCUUCUAUGA